AGCGUUCUAUCGUUGUUGAAACAAUGUCGGCCCCUAACGCUAUUGUGCCCGAACGGAAGAAGGUUCGUGGUUAUCUGGAUGGUUGUUUUGACAUCAUGCAUAGCGGUCAUUAUAGCGCCAUGAGGCAGGCUAAGGCCCAAUGUGACAUUCUUGUCGUCGGUGUUUAUGCCGACAAAGAUAUCGUGCCUGACAAGGCGUUACCAGUGAUGAAACAAGAGGAGAGAUAUUCAUUUUUGAAGCAUCUGAAGUGGGUUGAUGAAGUCCUGUAUGGAGUGCCUGUAGUGCCGACUAAGGCAUUCUUGGAUUCUAUUGGGGUCGACUUUUGCAUUCACGGCGAUAACAUGCCAGUGAAUGGUAAGGGAAGAUGUGCCUAUGACGACCUUAGAGAUGCUGGUAGACUUCGUGUUAUCAAACGCGUAGACUGCGUUACCGUGACUGAUCUCGUAGGAAGACUCAUGGUUCAAACUAGGGACCAUCUGACUGGUCCCAGGAUAGAUGAUGGUCUCGACAUUCACACACGACAGAUGUUGACACCCGGGAGUCCCAUUUGUCGCGUCACCGAUCUCGCUACCAACAGCAUCGUGUCUAGCCCACGCAUAAUCUCUACUUCUCCUACGAGCAGUCGCAAGAUUCUCAUAACGAACAUGGCCAAGCGCAUCUCGGAAUUUGCCUCACGCAAGACUCCAACAGCUGAUGAUGUCAUUGUUUAUAUUGAUGGGGCAUUCGACAUGUUCAAUGCGGGCCAUGCUUCCACUCUUGAGAAGGCCAAGGCUUAUGGAACGUACCUCAUUGUGGGCGUCUUCGACGAUCGUACUGUCAAUGAGAUGAAGGGCUGCAACUAUCCUGUCAUGAAUCUAGGCGAGAGGGUUCUCAAUGUCUGCGCCUGUAAGCAUGUCGAUGAUGUUGUUAUUGCAGCACCUUUGGAGGCUACUGAGGACUUCCUCAGGACCAUCAAUGCCAAUCUCGUUGUGCAAGGAUCCAAGACUCUCCACCCAUCAGCUGGAGUGCCCUGUGAUGAGCGCGGAGUCCAUCAGAAGAAUGAUGUGCCCAAGAGGUUAGGUAUAUUCAAGGAGGUCGUCAGUGACUACCCUGCUCUUACCGUUACCACUAUUGCUGAGAGGAUUGCUCGCAAUAGGAUGCAAUACAUCGCAGAACGACGCGAAAGAUCAAAGUCGAUGCAGUAGAUUCCACGCCAACGACGAGGCCAAUCGCUAUUUUGAUCUCCACCUCACUCGCUCAAGCUCAAGUGUUAUAACCAUAAUCGCUCACCAUAUUAGAGAAAAAUUUUGAGAAAUCAUGAUAGAUGUGUAGACCGCUUUUC
Molecule: messenger RNA, 1321 nt
Organism: Perkinsus marinus ATCC 50983
Lineage: Eukaryota; Perkinsozoa; Perkinsida; Perkinsidae
Product: Ethanolamine-phosphate cytidylyltransferase, putative
Exons: 14
Coding region: 24-1184 (386 amino acids)
Biological process (GO): phosphatidylethanolamine biosynthetic process
Cellular component (GO): cytoplasm
Molecular function (GO): ethanolamine-phosphate cytidylyltransferase activity
Source: RefSeq, a predicted model, not a curated record